CAUGUGUAGACAGGAUCGUUCGAUGAAGGAACCCAUUUAUCUAAACAUUUUAACUCUUGUCAUCAAGGAUUUUGACUAAUUCAUUUCAUGCAUCAUAAAAAUAAGAGUCAUGUCGAGAAGAAGUCCUCGUUUGGAGGAAGCUGGCUAUUACACGGAGGAGGGGACUCCAAUCAUUUCCUACAGGGAGACCUGUUACAGGAUCUUUCAGAGGAGGAAACGUCACCGUGGUCAUCACCACGAGUUAAUAGGCCACGACGGAAACACCAGUAACACCGGUGACACACAAAAUCUGAAUAUUGAGACUCCGGCCAUAGAGACAUGGACUGGAGUCCCCACUCAGGCCAAUCACACUUGGACCACUGCAGUACAGAUCAUCAGCUGGCUCUGCAUCCUGGUCCUUCUGGCCAUUGGACUCACACAUUACAUACAGAGUAUGCAACUAAAACAGGACCAGCAGGAGGUGGAAAUCCUCAGGCAACAAGUGAUCAUGAUGAGUAUGCAACUUAAAGAGGUCCGGCAGGAGGCGGAGAUAGUCAGACAACAUGCAAUCAUGUCUGUUCCUCCGCCCUUAAACUUUGCAUUAGAAUCGCAAGGUGCCAGAAUUUUACAUCAUUUAUCUUCGGACACAUAUUGGCCUCCAGGACUUAAAACAAUAUGGGAUCAAAUAUACAAAUGGUUGUAUUCAUCCAAAGCGCAGCGAAGAGUUAUCCAGGGACAUGUAUUAUUACUUCCGGGACAAUGCUGGUCCUUUUCUGGCGACCAAGGGCAUUUAUUAAUCUCCCUGUCCCACCCAGUCUCCAUCACUAGCGUGACGCUCGGCCACAUCACAAAGAGCCAGUCCCCAUAUGGACACAUCGCCAGUGCACCGAGGCAAUUUUCAAUCUUUGGAAUGAGGACUACUGAUAAGGAAGGAACCCAUUUGGGAACACUGGUUUAUGAUGAAGACGGCCCAGCCUUUCAGACCUUUAAACUGCCUAAUCCAGACAAAGGAGUCUUCCGAUAUGUGAAGCUACAGAUUGACAGCAACUGGGGAAACAUAGACUACACCUGCCUGUACAACUUCAGGGUUCACGGUAAGAUAGUUGAAGCUGAAGGUAAAUCAACCGCAAACACCUGAAUCCACCUGAAUCUAGCUUUGUGUAAUUAUGUAAUGUUCUUUCUAAUAUAUUUUAAAACGUAUUGUAAAUGGAGGUGGACCAAAUAUGAAAAACUAUAUUUUAGUGACAAAAAAUUUGAUUCAAUUCAAACCAAUUUCAUUUUAGUGUCAAAUCAUACCAGAAGAUAUCUCAGGAUGCUUUCCUGUUAGAGUAGGUCUAGACCAGUGGUUUUCAGGGGUCCCCAGCAAAAAGGGGAAUCAUUUAUUUUUACUAUAAAACCAUCCAUAAGUAACACAAUAGCACAGCAUUUAUGACUAUUUUGGUCAUAGGUUUUAUACACUUUAUGAACAUCUAAAAGCAAAAGUCCUAUCAGAUGGGGGGACUCUGGGACAAAAUCUUUAAAUGGGGUCUGUGGUCUAAUUUGUGUCAGUUUAGGGGUCCUUAUUAUCACAUUGCCAUUAGACCACAGCGCUGGGGAGUAAGGUCUGGCUACACCACACAUACAUUCUAGGAUUGGAGAAAAAAACGCUCUGGGCAGUUUGCAUUCCUUUAAACCAAUCACAAUCGUUUUGGGUGCCUCUAAGUUCUGGACGCUGUGACGGUGGCUCUGCAAAAAAGUCUCGUGAAGAAACUUGUUUUGGUGGAACAUUUGCACCCCGCAAAA
This is a messenger RNA of Perca flavescens (yellow perch), 1761 nucleotides long. Its product is annotated as SUN domain-containing protein 1-like. The transcript has 8 exons. The record is from RefSeq and is a predicted model, not a curated record. Gene Ontology annotation, cellular component: meiotic nuclear membrane microtubule tethering complex; nuclear envelope. Bases 110 to 1117 code for a protein of 335 amino acids. NCBI's taxonomy places the organism in Eukaryota, Metazoa, Chordata, Actinopteri, Perciformes, Percidae. Gene Ontology annotation, molecular function: protein-membrane adaptor activity.